AUGCCGUUCUGUGAUAGUAAACUGCAAGAACUGAGUUCAACAACUGAAUCACGUGGGAGAGAAAGUCCAAUAGAAAUGUUCAUAGAUGCAGGGGAGAAGGUAGAAGUUAUUCUUGGAAAAAUUGGAGGUGACAUUAACCGUGCUCUUAGUGCUAAGAGACACAGAUUGGAAACAACUACCAAAGAGUCUUGUGAGGGAAUUGACCAGAAAUUAAAACAAGUUUGGAAGUCACAUGAAGAUGCAAUGGAGAAGCUUAAUGAAGAGUCUGCUCAGUUGUUUAUCAAUCUGUUUGAGCAGUGGAAUUCAGAUUUUCAGAAACUUCGAGAACAAUGUGAUAAACUAAAAAAUGAUUUUCAACAAGAAGAAGCAAUUUUUCAACGAUCUAGAUUUAUUCAGAACCAGAGACUGAAAACAAUUAAACAAGUACAUGAACAAUUCUUAAAGAAUUUGGAAGACCUGGAGAAGAAGAACGAUAAUAUGCUUAUCAGUAUACAAAGUGAAAUUAAAGAGGAAAUGAAUAAACUGCGAAAGAAAAUUUUGAGAGAAUCUCAACAGCAGGAGAUGGCAAAUGUUCGGCAGUCUCUCCAGUCCAUUCUCUUUUGAUGGGAAGACUAUCUGAAGAAGGAACUUCAAUCUAAGCGAUACAUACGGUUCAGAUGGCAGCUAGGAGCGAUGCUUUAAGACAAAUUCUAGUUUAAAUGAUAAGGUCAUUAGCCAU
Acomys russatus (golden spiny mouse) is the source of this 718-nucleotide messenger RNA. RefSeq names its product synaptonemal complex protein 3-like. Gene Ontology annotation, cellular component: synaptonemal complex. The record is from RefSeq and is a predicted model, not a curated record. Lineage: Eukaryota; Metazoa; Chordata; Mammalia; Rodentia; Muridae. The transcript is spliced from 8 exons. Gene Ontology annotation, biological process: spermatid development; meiotic cell cycle. Bases 1 to 603 code for a protein of 200 amino acids.